ACGACCAUCGAUGUUGCUCGAUACAUCGAUGUUUUUUACAUCCCUAGUCUACUUUUGGUUAUUUUCAUUCUCAUUUACAAUCAAAGGAAUUAAUGGCGGAUAAGUUACCAGCGAUUGUGCCACCUUCUAAACCAUUCCCUGGUUCGCUUACACCCGGUUGGAACGAUCCGCCUCCUAUAAAUGAUUCUCGCCCGGCUGGCCGCACGAAACUCAACUUAAACAAGAGAGUCGCUUUUCCCGUGCAAACCGAAAGAAUUGAGCAGGGGCCUCCCCUAACAAGCUUUGGACAGUCGAAUAUACCACCAGUGGGCAAUAUUCCACCACCGCCAUCAUUGUUGACACAUUCAUCUCAAGGUUUACACACAGCAAAUCCUGGGAAAUAAUCUGUCAACGUAGCCACUUGGUAAGAAUUACUAUUCCAGAGACCAUUUGUGUAUAAACUUUCAAGUAAUUAUUUAAAUAUUGCUUGUAAAUUAACCAUAAUUUGAUAAAUAUUUAAGAAAUGUUAUUAAUUGAAUAAAGGUUAAUCUAACAAUUAA
This is a messenger RNA of Rhagoletis pomonella (apple maggot), 539 nucleotides long. RefSeq names its product proline-rich receptor-like protein kinase PERK1. Lineage: Eukaryota; Metazoa; Arthropoda; Insecta; Diptera; Tephritidae. The record is from RefSeq and is a predicted model, not a curated record. The transcript is spliced from 2 exons. The coding region runs from base 93 to 383 and encodes 96 amino acids.